Phragmites australis (common reed) is the source of this 2259-nucleotide messenger RNA. RefSeq names its product protein IWS1 homolog 1-like. Lineage: Eukaryota; Viridiplantae; Streptophyta; Magnoliopsida; Poales; Poaceae. Bases 183 to 1760 code for a protein of 525 amino acids. Gene Ontology annotation, biological process: brassinosteroid mediated signaling pathway; regulation of DNA-templated transcription elongation. The record is from RefSeq and is a predicted model, not a curated record. The transcript is spliced from 11 exons.
ACCCAUAUUCUAACACCUCCUCCGUCUUGCCGUCGCAUGCGUUCCAAUCCUUCCCUCCCUGCCCUUCCCCAUCUCCGAAUCGAUCUCUCCUUCCUCCUACUGACGACUCCUCUCCUGCCGCCCUACCUCGCCAUCCUCUCUCGCUCACCUAGGGUUUGGAUUUGCAGCUCGCCGCCGUCGACAUGGACGACCCCUACAUCGACGAGGACGGGGAGCCGCUCAUGGACCCCGACGCGCGGGACCCCUCCCCCGAGCCGCAACCUUACGACGACCUCGAGGACGACCUCGGCGGCGACUGGACCCGCGACCGAUCCCCGACCCCCGUCCACGGAGACGACGGCGGGGCGGGGUCCUCCUCCAGGCCCCGGAAGCGCCUCCUUAAGAAGGGCGGGGGCGGGGGAGGCGAGGGUAUGCCCGGCGACGACGGGCUGGAGGACUGGGGGUUGGAGGACGCGGACGCGGACGCGGACCCGGACCCGGAGGCCGCGGCGGCGGCGGCGGAGAAUAAGAGGAAUGGCUCGUCGUCGCUGAGGGACCUCGCGAGGGGCGGGGGCAAGGAGAAGAAGGAGAAGAAGAGGAGGAGGGAGGACGACGGCCGGGAGAGGGACAAGGGGACAGUGAGGGAGAAGAGGGGCUUCGGAGGGAGGGGCUCUGGCGGUGGGGCUGGGCACCAGGAUCAGGAUGAGGAUGGGGAGAGGGAGAUCCAGGAGCUCUGGGAUACUAUUGCCGGCGGUGACUCAGAGGAUGACCAAGAAGGUGUUAGAAAUGUAGAUGAUGAUAAUUUCAUUGAUGAUAGUGGGGUUGAUCCAGCUGAUCGUUAUGGCAGUGAUAAUGAUCGACAUUCUCCUCGACAUUAUCCACAGGCAGAGGAGGGUGAAGAGGAUGAUGAAAUUGAGCGACUCUUCAAGGGUGGUAAGAAGAAGAAGAAGAAUGAUCGCCCACGUGCAGAUAUUGGUCUUAUAGUGGAACAAUUCAUUGCUGAGUUUGAGGUAGCAGCUGAAGAGGAUGCAAACCUGAAUAGGCAAUCAAAGCCGGCCAUUAUUAAACUGAUGAAGCUUCCACUGCUCAUAGAUGUUCUCUCUAAGAAGAAUCUUCAGCAGGAAUUUCUUGAUCAUGGGGUGCUCACUCUUCUAAAAAACUGGCUUGAGCCCUUACCUGAUGGAAGCUUGCCAAAUAUGAAUAUUCGAUCUGCUGUGCUGAAACUAUUAUCUGAUUUUCCCAUUGACUUGGAACAAUAUGACAGAAGAGAGCAGCUUAAGAAAAGUGGUCUGGGAAAGGUUAUUAUGUUUUUGUCAAAAUCUGACGAGGAGACUACUGCGAACAGAAAACUGGCUAAGGAACUGGUUGAUAAAUGGAGUCGACCAAUAUUCAACAAGAGCACGAGAUUUGAGGAUAUGAGGAGAUAUGACGAUGAAAGAGCCCCUUACAGGCGACCUCAAAUGAAGAAGCCUUCGUCAAGUAGCUCUGGAAUGGAAUCCAGAGACGAUGAUCUUGAUGCUGACUUCUCUCAACGUAGGUCUGGGCAAAGCAGUGCAAGGCAGCAUGCUUCUAGGCCAGAAGCCUCGCCUUUGGACUUCGUCAUUCGUCCACAGUCCAAAAUUGAUCCUGAGCAUAUAAGGGCUCGUGCUAAGCAGGCUGUCCAGGACCAGCGCCGGCUGAAGAUGAACAAGAAACUGCAGCAGCUCAAAGCGCCCAAGAAGAAAAACCUUCAGGCGUCGAAGCUCAGCGUGGAAGGCCGAGGGAUGAUCAAGUACCUGUAGACCAUCUAGCAUCCACUCUGGUAUCCUCAGCCAGCAAAUCCCCUGGGCAUGAUGAUUGUGACUGCAGUGGAUUGCUGAAUCCUACCACCAUCUGAGGGCAAAUAGCUCGGCUCUCAAUAAUUGCUUGGAUAAUCUAGGAUUCUUUAUCCAAGUAUUUUUCCUGCCUGGUAGGGUGCAACAGAUGUGCUUCACGACUUGAUGAUUUGGGCACUAUAUAUAUAGCAGAGGUGCACACUACGAUUGUGCGUGAAAAUAGUGUUUUCCAAGCUGAGUGGUGCCUUUAUAGUGUAUAAAAUGUUUGUUAUGUUUACAAAUUACAACUGGAUACGAUCGGGCUGUAAGUUCAGUUGUGUUGAAGUUUCACUCCUUUGUACUUGAAGAACGUUAUGUCUUGUUAUGACAUCAAAACAAAGUGCUACAACAGAUUAAUUGUUCUUAAUGGUUUCUGUAUACAAGAUUGUAACUCGAUAUUAAUAAAUUCUAAUGAUUCAUUUUUUUU